Messenger RNA from Diaporthe batatas, 222 nucleotides. RefSeq lists its product as uncharacterized. Lineage: Eukaryota; Fungi; Ascomycota; Sordariomycetes; Diaporthales; Diaporthaceae. The record is from RefSeq and is a predicted model, not a curated record. Bases 1 to 222 code for a protein of 73 amino acids. The transcript has 2 exons.
AUGAAGGCUGUCGCUGUCCUCGCUGCCCUUACCUUCGGAGCCACUUCCGUCAUGGCUGCCUGUGUCUACCCCAACGACUGGUGGUGUGGAUCUGAUGGCGUCACCCGCUACAGGUGCGAAAAUGGCGAGGCUGUUGUCGCCGAUGUCUGCCAGACCGGGUUCGGCUGCGUCGAUCUGGGCUUGAAUGUCGGUGCUUACUGUUCCUCCGGCACUGGCCCAUGA